UUUGUACAAAAUUUUCAAAAAUGUUUGAAAGUUGUAGUAAAUUUUGGAGUGAUUGUUGUUGAUCUUCUUUGCAAAUUCGGUUAGUAAACUGCUCUUCAAAUGGGAAAGAAACACAAGAAGCAUCACAAAAAGCCUGCUGAGCCGAAGGUUAAAGCUGAAGAACCUCCAAUCAAAUUGGUGUUAAAAGUUGGAUGCUCUGAGAAGGCUCAGCCAGAGCCAAAGGCAAAGGAGCGAGAUUUACCAGCUGGUGUACCAAAAACAAGAGAACAUUCCAGUAAAAAGAAAAAGAAAAAGAGAUCAUCUUCAAAAGACCGCAAGAAAAGGAAACAUACUGAUGGCGUUGAAGAUCAGGGGUUUGAUUCAUCUUCAACUGUUGAAAGCAUCCAGGAAAAGCCAAAGAAGAAAGCAAGAAUUGAAGAAAGAAAAGGCAAUGAUGGAAAGCACAUUGUCACAAAAAUUCACAUCAAACCUAUUGAACCUCCCAAGAUUAAAGAGAUUAAAAGACCUAAACCUCAAGAUUUUCAUGAUAAAGAACCAUCACCUGUUUUAUUAUGCCUGACAAACCUUCAUCUUACAUUACAAAGAAAAGAUAUCAAUGGAUUCUUUGCUUUCCCUGUGAACGAUGUGAUAGCGCCAGGUUACUCAAGCAUCAUAACGAACCCGAUGGAUUUCAGCACGAUGAAAUACAAGAUCGAUACGCACGCAUAUACAUCUCUUGAAGAAUUUAGGGAUGAUUUUAACUUGAUGUGCACCAAUGCAAUGAUUUACAACACGGCAGAAACUAUUUACUUCAAGGCUGCAAAAAAACUUCAGCAGAUAGGGGCAAAACUAAUGAGUACGGAGAAAUUCCGCAAUUUAUAUCGCGCCAUGGGUCUGGCCCCCCCGGAAGAUACGGGGGGUAAGAGAUAUGAAGAUGAGUUGAUUGACGUGGAUACAGUCGAUAAUUCGUCGACGCCAUUACUUCCCGCGCCAAGAAAGAAAGAUAGCAAGGCAAAGAAACGCAGCACAGUUGGCCAAAGAAUCCAGGCGAAAGCUGAAGAAGCUGCGAGAAAGGCGGCGAUGAAACUGAUUAAGAAAUAUCCAAACAGCGAUAUUGGAUUCCUUCGUAAAGAUUCAGAAGGAAACACAACCCUGGCCAUACUAAACCCUUGCUCAGACGAUAGACCUCAGUCGAUUCCAGUUAAUCUUGGAGCGGUUACAGGAAAACUGACGACUGGAGGGCUUUCAACGACUUUGUUUCAAGAAGACAAGAAAAAUAAAGCCUCACCAGUGAAUUACUUAAAGUAUGGGCCGUUCAGCUCGUUUUCGCCGUCGUUCGAUUCAUCCAUGGCAACCAUCACGAAGGAGGAUUCAGACCUACUUUACCGUACAUAUGGGGAUAGUACAGGUGCUUAUUAUGCACAGAGUCUUCAAGCUUUCGUAAAGGAUAAUCUCUUCGCCAAAGAUUACGCUGAUCAUUUAUUAGAUGCUCUUACUGAUGGCGCCCACUCCAAGCUCAUGAACACACUUCAAAAGCGACUGGAGAAAGAAGAGGAAUUGAGACAGGAAGAGGAACGGAAAAAAAUCAAGAAAGAAAAGGAGGCCGCAGAUGAAAAGAAAACUUCCACAGAGUUAUCAGCUUCCGAAUUAGAUGCACUCUUGUCGUUGGAGAAAGAAGGCAUUGAUGUGUCGUUUUUGAAAACGAAAGAAACAGCCAAAUUUGAUGAAACGCAGCUAGUUCAAACCGAUCUAGACAAGACAGCUGACCUCCUAAACGAGCUGGAUGCAGUGCAAUCUGAGAGGCUGAGUCAAGCUAGCAAAGACUCGAAUGGAGCCACUCCAAAGUCAGCUUUGACGCCGUCCGAAAAAGAGCAACAGAUAGCUGAAAAAGUUACUCAAGAACUAACAAAUCUAACAUCGAAGGUAAAUCCAAAAGACGUGGUGGAUGGCGAAAGCGUUCGAAAGGCGACUGGGGUGGGUGAUAUGUCGGAAAUUUUGCGUAAAGGAAAAGAGAACGACGAAAUGGAAGUACAGCUGGCCGCCGAAGCAAUCGAGACUGUAUUCAAUGACGCCACGACGAUGGAAGAUCUUGACAAAGUGAUUUGUGAAGCUGCUAGGGAGGUCGAAGAUGCGAUGGGCUUGGACGUUCUUGAUGAACUCACAGCCUCGUUGGAUGACGUGAAGCAGAUGGAAGAUAUGUAAAUCUCUUCCAUUUUUUAUUAUAUUUAUAAAUGAUUCGCCUCGACCUGCUCCAAUCACUGACCUGGGCCGGGGGUAAUGUUUCCUUCCCAAAGUUCGUGGGAUCAAAUAGUGGAACGUUUUUCGACCGUAUCAACGUUCCAGUUAUCGUGCUGGUAUGUGCUGAUGCCAGCUUAUCUACAUCGCAAUGGGUGUGUUAAAUGCAAUUGAAAUACUUUCAUCAAACAUGGAAACUUCCCUCAAACUUUCAUCAAACAUGGAUGAACAUGAAUUUCUCCACAAUGUCAAACAGUCUUUUCCAACCCCAAAUAAUCAUGAAACAGCAUCGCAGCUUCCGUUUGAAGGCGAUGUCGUACUAUAGAAAAGCAAAUUAAGCAACCAAAUUCCCCACUCUUAACCGAUUAUCCAUUGUUUCCAAUAAUCCAGGUGAUCUCGCGCUCAUAUUUCAGCCAAUCAGCGCUCAGAACGUUUGUAAAAAUAGAAAUCUAUUCUGCAGUGUUUAAUCGAUUAUAUCUUUUGUUAUUCUUGAUGGAACCAUUCGAAAUUUUGUGUUCAUGUUUAGUUAUAAGAGCUAUAGCUCUGAUAUAAAUUUGAAACCGAAAUAAAGUAUAUUCCAUGAGAUAUUAAGUUGUUUUAACGAAGAAAUGGAUUUCUAUAUGACAACUAGUCCUAGUCCUUUCCCGCCAUAUCAGAUCACCUGGAUGCAUAACACAAAAAAUCUCUCGGUUUGAAGCCUAUAAUUAUAUACGUGCAUCGCUCAACUUUUAUUUGUACAAAACUAAAAAGUAAGUAGCUAUACAUAUAUA
Molecule: messenger RNA, 2984 nt
Organism: Dendronephthya gigantea
Lineage: Eukaryota; Metazoa; Cnidaria; Anthozoa; Malacalcyonacea; Nephtheidae
Product: bromodomain-containing protein 7-like
Exons: 21
Coding region: 100-2181 (693 amino acids)
Biological process (GO): regulation of transcription by RNA polymerase II
Cellular component (GO): nucleus
Source: RefSeq, a predicted model, not a curated record